Molecule: messenger RNA, 1554 nt
Organism: Bombina bombina (fire-bellied toad)
Lineage: Eukaryota; Metazoa; Chordata; Amphibia; Anura; Bombinatoridae
Gene: MOK
Product: MOK protein kinase
Exons: 12
Coding region: 195-1418 (407 amino acids)
Biological process (GO): protein phosphorylation; intracellular signal transduction
Cellular component (GO): cytoplasm; nucleus
Molecular function (GO): protein serine/threonine kinase activity; ATP binding
Source: RefSeq, a predicted model, not a curated record
GUGCAUACAAGGGGGAGGGGUCGUGUCAGAGUUCGGGCGGGUGACGUUGCCUUGGAGACGGGGGAUACAAUAUGGCGCCCUGACAGCUGUCUGUGGUCGCUAGGACAGCGCUUAAGUCGAGUGGAGCGAACCCGCAGCUCAGUUCUUAUCCCCAUAGCUGAGUAUGUGAGAGGGAGUCACCGUGGGAUGCCAGGAUGAACAGAUAUAAGACAAUUGGUAAAAUAGGUGAAGGCACAUUUUCUGAAGUUUUGAAGAUACAGAGUUUGAGAGAUGGAAACUACUAUGCAUGUAAAAAGAUGAAACAACUAUAUAAAAGCCUGGAACAGGUGAACAGUCUACGGGAAAUACAAGCUUUAAGAAGACUUAGCCCUCAUCCGCAUAUCCUAACGUUGCAGGAAGUCGUUUUUGACCGGAAAUCUGGCAGUCUUUCUCUGAUAUGUGAGCUAAUGGACAUGAAUAUCUAUGAGUUAAUCAGAGGGAGAAGACAUCCAUUGCCUGAAAACAAGAUAAAAAAUUAUAUGUAUCAACUCUGCAAAUCACUUGAGCACAUACACAGAAACGGAAUCUUUCAUCGAGAUGUGAAACCAGAAAAUAUUCUAAUUAAGCAAGACAUUCUAAAACUUGGAGACUUCGGUUCAUGUCGCAGUGUAUUUUCCAAACAGCCGUACACAGAGUAUAUUUCAACAAGAUGGUAUCGUGCUCCAGAGUGCCUUCUCACAGAUGGGUAUUAUACCUAUAAAAUGGACAUAUGGAGUGCUGGAUGUGUCUUCUUUGAAAUCUCAAGUCUUCAUCCACUCUUCCCUGGGUCCAAUGAACUAGAUCAGAUUGCAAAAAUUCAUGAUGUCCUAGGAACACCAGCUUCAGCCAUACUGAAAAAAUUUAAACAGUCAAGGGCAAUGAGUUUUGAUUUUCCAUCCAAGAAAGGAAAAGGGAUAUCCAGAUUGAUACCCAGCAUCUCACCUGAAGGUGUAUCCUUGAUGUGUGCAAUGUUAGCAUACGAUCCUGAUGACAGACUAAGUGCCUACCAAGCUCUCCAGCAUGUGUACUUCACAGAACCCAGAACAUUAGAAAACAAAUCUCUGCAUCGUAAAAUAGGAAUAAUCGACAAAACGUAUAUGGCAGAAUCAAUGAACUAUUUGCUGCGGAUUGCAGGACAGGGCCAAAGGCAGCAGACAAACAAAAUACAAGUAUCUCCCAUCCGGCAUCACGGACCUACCUUUCCAGUUGAACUGCCAAAGCUUAAUGUCCCUGGAGUAACAAAGACUAUGUCCUUCCCUGUUCAUAAGUUUCAGCCGGUUUUCCCCAGUCCUGGAAACAACGGAAAACUUCCAGUACUUUCAAGCAUGAAGUACAUUGACACCAAGACUCUGAAACCAUAUCAGUUACCUUCUAUUGGAAGAAAAGGUGCUGGGUUUUGAUGAUAUCUAUGCACAACUUACCCAAAGUUUCUACAUGAGCUGUGCCUUCCUUAAAACUGAAAGACCUCAGUCAGAGGUGCCUUUUGAUUUGAGGGUGUACCAGCCAAUAAAGAGCCAAGAUUUUUUUUUUCCCAUA